CAGCUGCUGCUGAAGACAGCCGGAAUCUGAACAGUAGAAGAAGAAGACCACGUGAGAAAGAAAAGCAGCAUGUCUCCACCGGGAGGGAAGAUAAACAGACCCAAAACUGAGCUCGGGAGGAAUCUGUUCAAGCGGCGGCGAGUUUUGAGCAGAGAGAAGCGGAAGAGACAUCUGAUCACGGGAGCGGUGGUCGAUCAGGGUCUCAUCACCGUCCAUCACCUGAAGAAGAGGAGCUCGAGCGCGCGGGCGAACAUCACUCUGUCGGGGAAGAAGAGGAGGAAGCUGAUCAAGCAGCUGCAGCACAUGCAGCAGGAGAAGGCCGGGAUGGACGUUGAAGCUCUACCAGCAGCAGCAGCACCACAGAAGAAGAAACAGGAGACAUCGUCUGCUCCAUCCACAACAAAGAAAAACAAGAAGAAGAAGAAGAAGAAGAAGGCGGGUACAGCUGGAGCGCAGGCGGACGUAGAGAUGGAAGAGAUGGAGUGACGAGACGACGGCUUAAAACAGGACUCAGAUUCAUGUUUGAACUCAAAAAUGAAAAUAUCGAACGACCGGUUUCUCUGAAGUUUGAUCGGAGGGACGUCUGAAGGAAGAUUCAGACACAAGAAGAAGAGAAAAACAUUCACCAUCAGGGAAGUUCACAAGUUAGGUUCCACAAAUUAAAUCAUUUAUUCAUCAAGUCAACGUGAGCUGAUCCAAACAUGGACUCAGAAGUUUGAGACAGUCAGAUUAGUUUAAACGUAGCUCAUAGUUGAGACGUAGUUCCUGUUGUGUUGUAAAAAAAAAAUACAAAUGAAGACAUACCAUGACUAAGUGUGACUGUAACACUCUGACUGUACCAUAGUUAAUAAAAAAAUAAGUCUAAUUCUGAA
Molecule: messenger RNA, 872 nt
Organism: Labrus bergylta (ballan wrasse)
Lineage: Eukaryota; Metazoa; Chordata; Actinopteri; Labriformes; Labridae
Gene: c23h11orf98
Product: chromosome 23 C11orf98 homolog
Source: RefSeq, a predicted model, not a curated record